Halichondria panicea is the source of this 3065-nucleotide messenger RNA. Its product is annotated as activin receptor type-2B-like. The transcript has 15 exons. Gene Ontology annotation, biological process: activin receptor signaling pathway; protein phosphorylation; cellular response to growth factor stimulus. The record is from RefSeq and is a predicted model, not a curated record. Gene Ontology annotation, molecular function: activin binding; activin receptor activity; calcium ion binding. Gene Ontology annotation, cellular component: activin receptor complex; plasma membrane. NCBI's taxonomy places the organism in Eukaryota, Metazoa, Porifera, Demospongiae, Suberitida, Halichondriidae. The coding region runs from base 255 to 2771 and encodes 838 amino acids.
GUGCUCUUAUCUCUAGUCUAUAAUCUUUUAUAGCUAGCUAGCUAGCUCAGCAGCCCCACGCAGUGCAAUAUAGUACUACAGCUAGCUACUCACCAAGCUGUGAAGGUGAAGUACCGACAUCCGAGGUGUGAUUUGAAGACGUCUGGGGGUAACUAAAUAGAGCUAGAGCUACGCUAUUCUGUUCCCUUCAAUAUCAAGUGUGCUGUCCUACCCUAUACUGUGUGAGCUGAACCCUAUUUAAAAGCAUAAAUGAAAUGGGACUUCGGGUGUGGACUCUUGUCUUGAGCCUUCUCUUGGUUGUACUGCAGACCUCAACUAGUAGUCUAACAUGCUGGAGCUCUAUAUUAUGUCCAGGCGGCGCUGUGUGGUGCCAGCAACAGUGCUCAGAAGGGGAAGCUUGUCUGGCUAACUUUAAUGUGCAUGGACCGAACGACAUCCGCCCUCUCUUCUCCAGCUGUAUACCUGUACUCACUGAUAGUUGUCUCAACACUAGGUGUGAUCUUACAUCAUUUGAGGGCAGUGGUAAUCAUCAAUGCUGCUGUCGGGAGGAUCUCUGCAAUGCCCUGGAGGGAAUUGUGGAAGGCGUCACUCCUCCUACACAGGGCACUAUUGCUACACCCUCCGGUACUACUCCGCCCAUCCCCAACAACGGGAAUAUUGUAUGUGAGUCAUACUCUGAAGUGGAGCACAUCUACAAGACCUGCUCCGUAUGCACCACUACCUACAAGCUUAUAGCCGGAGAUGACUACCAGCUGGACACCAAGCGAUGCCUGGACUCCCCUCCAGUUGGAAUCACCUGCACCACUGACUCUUGUUCAUUGAACACAUCCGGCAGCAAUGUAGAGAUCAGCUGCUGUUGCUCAUCGUAUCUAUGCAAUGCUUAUUCAGAGUUGACAUUCAGUGAUGUCACUAGAGUUAGCAACUAUGUGCACAUUACCCCUUGUGAUAGCAGUGCUUGUACACACUCGUGCGUGGUGGUAGAUGGCAGUCCGACAUGCUUCUGUCAGGACGGACACACACUAGAAGCAGACGGAGUCAGCUGCACAGAUAUUGACGAGUGCAGCAUGAAUCCCUGCUCCUACCGUUGCCAGAAUACCAUCGGUAGUUUUCACUGUACAUGUCCGCUGGGUUCUCGUAUUAUGGAGGACGGGGUCACCUGUGAGGAACCUGGUCUGGUGUGUUAUACUAAUGAUGAAAGAUUGCUUGGAUUUCAAUAUUGUCAAGAUGAUCUUAUGGAGACUGACAGUGCCAUACCCGAGUGCCAUGUGAUAUAUCGGCUAUUGGAAAAUGGAAUAUUCGUACUAGAGCUGGCUGGCUGUUUUGCGAAAGACGAGACAAACAGUUGUCGUCCCACCACCAUCAAUGAGCCGUGUGUGCUUACUCAAGUGGGACAGACAACUAGAUAUGAAUGCUGCUGUACACAUUACUUUUGCAAUUCAGAACAGAACAUCGACUUUUCAACUGUGAGCAACAGUACGGUUUCUAUAGCACCAACCACCAUCACCACCACCAACUCUACCACAGACGUGAUUCUAAGCACCACCUUCGAGCCACUCUCAUCCACUAUGAUUGGACUGAUAGUUGUCGGGCUAUUUAUCGGUAUAUUGGUGUUUGUAAUAUGUCUGAUAAUCGUCGUCUACUGUUUUGUCUCUAAGAAGAGAAAAAUAUCGAUUUGCGAAGUGGCUCGUAUUGCUAAUAGCGAACCCAUUGAGGCGAGUCACGCCCACGAUAUUAAUCUUUUAAACGAGAUUGGCAGGGGACGGUUCGCUGUGGUACACUAUGCUCAAAUGAGAGGGAGUGACGUGGCCGUGAAGUGCUUCGACGUGAAGGAAAGUUUCACCAAAGAAGUCGCAAUCUAUCUCCUCAAUCUGUUCCAUCAUCCAAACGUUCUCAAGUUUCUAACAUUCGUGGAAAACACGGAAGAGAAGAACUACUGGAUCGUAUUUGAGUAUCAUGAGAAGGGAUCAUUGUACUCUCUUGUCCAACGCAAAGCAGUCACCCUCAAAGAAUUCUGUGCUCUGUCCGAGUCCAUAGCUUGCGGCCUGGCAUUUCUACACAGUGAGUUCACUAUCGAAGGUGUUACCAAACCGUGUGUGGUGCAUAGAGAUCUCAAGUCUAAGAAUAUUCUGGUUAAAUCCGACGGGAAAUGUGCCAUCUCUGACUUUGGUCUGAGCGUUCGGUUUCCUCUCUCAGAGCAAGAUGGUCACGGACAAGUCGGCACUAGUCGUUAUAUGGCUCCGGAGGUCUUGGAAGGUUGCAUCACGUUCAACAGAGCCGCCUACAAGCAGAUAGAUUGCUACUCUGUUGGUGUAAUCUUCUAUGAGAUAAUGACCAGAACAGAGUUGAAUGGCGAGGCUGUACCUGAUUACCGACCUCCAUUUGAUGGAGAGGUGCCGGAACACCCUACCAUAGAGGACAUGCGCAACGUUGUGGCUGUGAACGGUCAUCGUCCUCCCUUUCCAGACCGCUUCAACAUCGAUGGCUCCUUUGACACGUUGACGGAGAUGAUCACAGAACUGUGGGACACAUACCCUGAGGCCAGGCUCACUGCCGAGGCCAUCUUCAGAGGAUUAACAAAUUUCAGACUUUCAAAGUUCCCGGAUGAUAAAGCCAUCGAUAGUGGCUAUGAGAACGAGAUCCCUAGUACCCCCUCAUCCAGUAUCCUCGCUGCCUCCCCGUCCCCAUUCACACUCAAGCACCCCGGGGUCGGCUCAUCCCUGCUAGGCUACAGCACUAGUUACACUGGCAAUACAACAGAGACCACCGUCUAAACCCACCACCCACCACCCUCUAUCAUCACACAUCCUCACUUAACUUAAAGUCAAUCUAUCAACGACGACUCUGAGUCUGACUCUACAUGUUAAUUUUAAUGUAUUGAUCACAAGACCUUCUUCCUCAAGCCCAUAAUCAAGCUACGUUAAUUUUUCAUUUUUAUUUCGUUUUUAUGGUGUAAAUAAUUUUAGUAAUAAUUUAGAGAAAUCACUGUUAAAGAUAUCGCACCAUUUCAAACUGCACUGUCAGUACCUUAAUAUGCUGUUUAAUAAAAAAAAUUUUCAUUACCAUUA